CUUCGCUUCCUCUAUUUUGCAUGCGAUACACAAGGCUGUCCAUUAAUUCGGACUUGAUCGUUCCACGGCCGUGAGCCUCUUGCGCGGGGUAACCACGCCCUGGCACAGUCCAUCAUUGUUGAUAACCCUGCCAUUCGUUACUCCGGAGGUCAUGGUCCUUCCGUGCCUCUAUCGCAACAUCCGCGCAUUGACGAAGAUUUCUGAUAGCCAUUGAGGCUCGCACCAUGGCCAACCACACAUUGAGCGGCUAUUGUCCGACUCCGUUCCUCCAAGAGUCUCUUUUCUCAUCCACAGGUGGAUUCAUCGAUGGACGUUUUUGCGAGGAACUUACCACCGAGCAUGGCAAGGUCUCUUGUUGUCUUCCUUGCCCAAUGGCCGAAUGGGUAUACGGCGAUGAUUUAACCUCCCAAACCAAGGUCGCCAGCUGGCUUGGCGUCGCUACCUUGCCCCUUUGUAUCUUUCUCUUGAUCUCGUUUGCCGUGCUUCCCGCGAAAUGGACGCAUCGUCACUAUCUGAGCAUUUGCUUCACACUGGGGAUCUGCUGCAUGGAGCUUGCCUUCAUCAUCCCGCUUGGGGUCAAUCCGGAGCAAUGCCAUGAUCCGAUCACCCCCAAUGACAUGCACACGGAUUUGUCGUGUGCUUUUACCGGGUCCUUGCUCCUCUUCGGUGGCUGGGUAUCGGUAGUAUUUAGUUUCAUUCGCACCUUGGCCUUCCACCUCCAGGUGUGCUGGGAAAUCGUACUGGGUACGAAGUUUAUGUGGGGAGCACUCAUCCUGGGAUGGGGCAUCCCCAUCGUGGGCCUGACGGAAAUGUUGAUCCUUACCGGCGUAUCGUACCGCUUUGGCAUUGUAUGCCACAUCAACGUUCACGACAGUAACAAGGAUUACUGGGCUCCCGUGUUGGGCUUUGCAGCAGCCGCCUUAAUCUUACAAUUCGUCACAAUGCUCUACUGCGUCUAUGUAUACGUCAAAUCGGUCUACGACCAGGGGACGUCAACCACCAGCUCAGGUCUCCCAUCGUACUCGACCAGCGUGCGCACCCUGACAGCCCGACAAGCCUACCGGCGCAUCCGCCGCGUCUUCGAGCUGCAAUGGCGCGGCGUCACCUUGGUCCUGGUGAUCGUUACAAACGUCAUCUUCUUCUCGGUGGUCUUCAUCCGGAUGGACAACCACCUCACCGCAACGGCCGCCAACCUAGACCGUGGCGCCCCCUGGCUAGCCUGUCUGGUCCUGACACAGGGCGACAAAAGCCAAUGCUUCUCCGAAGCGAGCAACCUCCUUCCCAACAAAGCCACUCUGCUGGCCGUUCUCAUCCUAUUAGCCACGGUCGGAUUCUGGAACUUUGUCCUCUACGCACGACCCUCCAUCUUCCUCGGAUGGGCCGAUCUCUUCAAGUCCCAGGUCAGGGAGCCUCACGAGUUCGUCUCCGCUGAUGCACGUCGAACCCCGGACCCGCGCACAUACGAGAUGAUCAGCGGGUCAAGCCUGCCUCCAUACAAGACACCAGAAGCGGUAGUCCGAUCCCCUAGUCCGGUCCGGAUGAAGAGCCCGGACGGGGCCCAACACUAUGGCCGCCAGGCUCGCUACACUCGACCGUCGAUGAGUUUCUCCUCUCCACGACCACCCAGCUCCUUGCAGGGCCAUGAACGGGACUGGGACCCGGAGGCCACCUUUGCUCCAAGUCAUUCACAGAAGGGGUCGAUCUGACCGGACCGGAUCUGUGCUGGGAUUGGCGUUGGCUGGAAGGAUUUGAUUUUUUUUUUUACUAUACCCUUGUGUUACGAUAUGUAUACCAUGCUACUAGAAUAAUGAUACAGAAUCAAAC
Aspergillus sclerotioniger CBS 115572 is the source of this 1824-nucleotide messenger RNA. It is a transcript of the gene gprM, whose product is annotated as protein gprM. Gene Ontology annotation, biological process: cell surface receptor signaling pathway. Gene Ontology annotation, molecular function: transmembrane signaling receptor activity. The record is from RefSeq and is a predicted model, not a curated record. The transcript is spliced from 5 exons. Bases 225 to 1706 code for a protein of 493 amino acids. NCBI's taxonomy places the organism in Eukaryota, Fungi, Ascomycota, Eurotiomycetes, Eurotiales, Aspergillaceae. Gene Ontology annotation, cellular component: membrane.